AUGACUGAUUAUAUUAAGAUGAAAUUUGUUGAAUGGAGCAAAAUUAACAAAAGUCUCAUGACCCCUCCUUCUUCUCCUGAAUUCAAUCCUGCAAUGGCUAUGCAGAAACAAAAUUCUCAAGACUCUUACCAGGACACUUUGGAACUUGGUCAAGAAACUCCAAGGUCCGGAUCUCCGAGUUCCGAUCAAAGCACUUCUGCUUUUGAUAAUGUCAACAAGGCUUUGACUGGUAGACUUUCCGUGACCAUCGUUGAAGGACGAAAGCUUGAUGUUGCUAACUACCAAUCGAGACCAUAUUGUGUCGUGGAAUUUGAACGACACGAAGUUGUUACAAAAGAAGCAAUCAAACAAAAUGAAAUUUCCAUGUCACGAAAUGGAAAGUCAGUUAAUUUCUUGGAUCUUGUAAGAGCUGCCACUAAUCCUGUUUGGAAACAGAAAGCUAUCUUUGUCUCAAUUUAUGAACGUAUUCCUGGCCAGACUCAACAAGAAAUCUUUCUUGGAAUGUUAAAAAUUCAACCUCCAAGACAUCCAAAUCAAAUCGUUGACGGUUGGUACAAAUUGUCUCCAAGAGGUAAAGAAAAUGUCACUGGUGAAAUUCGCGUUCAGCUCUCAUACGAGAAAAUUGAAGUCGGGAAAUCUCAUCUUAAGCCUUCAUCAUUCGAUGUUCUAAAAUUGAUCGGAAAGGGUAACUUUGGAAAGGUCUUUCAAGUUCGCAAGAAAGAUACAAAUCGUAUUUAUGCCAUGAAGGUCCUUCAAAAGCAAGAUUUAAUUGAACGUCGUGAAGUUGAACAUACUUUAUCGGAAAAAAAUAUUCUUAUCCAAGCUGGCCAAUGUCCAUUCUUAGUAGGUCUCAAGUUUUCGUUUCAAACAAAAUCUCAUCUUUAUUUGGUCACCGAUUUCAUGAAUGGUGGCGAAUUAUUUUGGCAUUUGCAAAAUGAAGUAAGACUUAGCGAAGAUAGAGCUAAGUUCUAUGCGGCAGAAAUCGUUCUCGCAUUAGAACACCUCCAUCGUAACGGAAUCGUCUAUAGAGACCUAAAACCAGAAAAUAUAUUGCUUGAUGCUAACGGGCAUAUUGCGCUCUGCGAUUUUGGAUUAUGUAAAGAAUCACUUGCGGAUGGUCAAACAACAAACACAUUUUGCGGAACUUCAGAAUACCUUGCACCCGAAGUAUUAGUUGAAUGUGGCUAUGGAAAAUCUGUCGACUGGUGGAGUCUUGGAAUUUUGUUCUAUGAGAUGAUUGCUGGAUUCAGUCCAUUUUACACCAAUGAUACUCAACUUAUGUAUCGUCGCAUCUUAUUUGGAAAACUCAAAUUCCCUAAAGGGUUCUUUAGUGAUGACGCUAAAAGCUUGAUUAAAGGGCUUUUGCAACGAAACUCCGAAAACAGAUUAGGUUCUCGCAAUGAUGCUGAAGAAAUUAAAAAUCAUCCAUUCUUUGCAAAUGUAGAUUGGGACGCUUUAUAUCGUAAACGAGUUUCUCCACCAUUUAAACCAAAUGUCUCUUCAGAAGAUGAUACAUCUUGCUUUGACCCAGCUUUCACCGAAGAGGAAACCAGUAUUGAUUGGCCCACAGUAUCAAAAGCUUAUGGCACCAAUGCAUCAGCAACUAGUGAAAUGGAUGCUUUUGGUGGGUUCACAUAUUCUGGAGAAAAUAAUCAAUAUGGCUACCAAUCAUGUUCCGGAGAAGCUUCACUCGGUACUUCAACCAAUUCAGGAAAUUGGAAGUGUUUGAGUUUGGAAGACGCAUUGGGAUAUUAG
Messenger RNA from Diversispora eburnea, 1755 nucleotides. The record is from the annotation of a GenBank genome assembly. NCBI's taxonomy places the organism in Eukaryota, Fungi, Glomeromycota, Glomeromycetes, Diversisporales, Diversisporaceae.